Molecule: messenger RNA, 1390 nt
Organism: Aspergillus glaucus CBS 516.65
Lineage: Eukaryota; Fungi; Ascomycota; Eurotiomycetes; Eurotiales; Aspergillaceae
Product: zinc-dependent alcohol dehydrogenase family protein
Exons: 3
Coding region: 229-1272 (347 amino acids)
Molecular function (GO): oxidoreductase activity; zinc ion binding
Source: RefSeq, a predicted model, not a curated record
CUUGUGCCAGCGCUCAAGUGCAGACGGACGAAGGGAUCCAGUAUCAUCAGGUGGCUUAUGGUACAAAUGAAAUCCUGCUUGUGUAAACGUGAGGUGUCUUCGGUCGACCCCGCAUCGGAGACUGCUCCGUAUCGCACUCGUUCCGAGUAGGAGUAUAUAUAGCAGGACUGAGCUGCGUAGACUACGAGCUACAAAUACGUCCCAAAGUACCAUCCCACUCACUACGCAAUGGCGACGAUGAAAGCCCUGGUGUAUACCGCCCCCAGCACCAUCGAGCUGCAAACCCGGCCCAAACCGACAAUUCAAGCCCCGACCGAUGCCAUUAUUCGUAUCCAACAUGCCUCCAUCUGCGGCACGGACCUGCAUAUUCUCAAAGGCGACGUGCCCUCGAUCCAGCCCGAGCGGAUUCUAGGCCACGAAGGCGUGGGGAUCGUGGAGGAGAUUGGUGCUUCAGUGAGCAAGUUUGCCGUCGGGGAUCGGGUGUUGAUUGCCAGUCAGACGUGUUGUGGUGGUUGUCGGUUCUGCCAGAGAGGAAUUGUCUCGCACUGCGAUGAGGGAGGAUGGCGGUUGGGAAAUCGGGUGGACGGAACGCAGGCGGAGUAUGUACGGAUUCCACAUGCGAACCUGUCACUGCACAAGAUCCCGGACGGCAUCCCGGGACGGAUUGCGAUUAUGCUGUCGGAUGUGCUCCCGACCGGGAUGGAAUGCGGGACGUUGAACGGCAACGUGACGCCCGGAGGCAGUGUGGUGAUUAUUGGCGCGGGACCGAUUGGCGUGGGGUGUUUGUUGACGGCGCAGCUGUAUUCGCCGGCAACGUUGGUGAUGGUGGACGUGGACGAGGCGCGGUUGGAACAGGCACGAGCCAUGGGAGCGCAGACGGUCAACACGAGAGCGCCGGAUGCCAAGGAAACCUUGGACCGACUGACGGACGGACAAGGGUUCGACUCGGUAAUCGAGGCGGUCGGGAUCCCGGCGACGUUUGAACAAGCGCAGGAGUUGGUGGCGAUAGGAGGGUCAAUUGCGAAUGUGGGAGUGCAUGGCGUCAAGGUGGACUUGCAUAUCGAGAAGCUGUGGGAUCGGAACAUCAGCAUCAAUAUGGCGCUGGUCAAUGCGACAUCGAUACCGCGGUUGAUGCGGUUGGUGCAGAGUGGAAUGCUGGACGUGUCGAGUUUGGUCACUCACUCGUUCCCCAUGGCACAGGCGGACCAAGCGUACAGCACAUUUCAGGCAGCGGCUCAACAUCGGGCAUUGAAGGUGACGAUAGACAUAUAGACAUCGAACAGCUUGACAGAACCCCAGUCCAUAACGUCAAUGAAGGAAUUUCUCGCAAUCGGUCAUGGACCGAGUCGGGGUGAACCGGCACGGAAUUGGAUGUAAUUUGCUGACAGGU